UGUUCUUCCUUGCGACGGCCGAGUGUCGGCGGAGAACGAUAACUCCAUGACCAUGGCGGCUCACAUCAUGCCAUGAAAUCCCUUUCCUUCCCCUCCGCUCCUCCCGCCCUCUCUCACCCUCCUCUCAUCUCGGUUCGUCUUCCGCUCCCGAGGAGACUCGUCAAAGCCUCCUCUCUCCCGUCUCCCAGACCCCGUACCAAGCGCCCCAACCGCCUCCGCCGCGAAACCCUAAUACCCAAACCCCGCAUUCCUCCACCUCCCGCUCCCCUGCCGCCACCGCCGGAUGAGCCCCGCAUCGUCGUUUACGAGGAGGAUGUCGCUGUCGUCGAACGAGUGGUCGAGGAGGUGGACGUCGAAGAAGUGGUCGAGGGCGGGGCGGCGGUGGGGGUCGACCCGUUCGCCCCUGCCGCCGCAGCCGCUGAAUUCCGGUUUCUCCCCGGCGAGGUGCAACGCCUCGCGCUGCGAUUCGCUGUGCUUCUCGCGGUGCAGACUGUUGUUGCGGUCUGGUUUCUUGGCGGCGAGCGGAACGAGCCUAGCGAGCAGGGAAUGACGGAGGGGAAGGCUGGAAUUGAGGUGCGGGAGGCGAUGGAGCUUGAUAAGAAGGUCUUGGAGAUCAGGGCGAUGGCGAAGAAGGCGAGGGAGAUCGAAAGGAGGGAACUUGCUGAAGAUAGUGGCAUAAAGGGGGAGGUGGGCAAGAAGCUUGGUAGGUUGAAGAAGAGUGCUGCUACGAAGGUUAUCUUGGAUGAGAAUACUUUUUCUGUGUCUUUGCCGGUGUCCUCCGAGAAUAUGAAUGAAGAGAUGAAUGGAGAGAAGCUGAAUUUGAAGCAAAAGAUGGGUAGAGAAAAGCUGAAUUUGAAGAGAAAGAUCGGACUCUCGAAAUCCACCAACAAGGCUGGAAACAUUCCAAAGGGAUUUAAUGGCUCUAGGAGCAAUGACGAGCGCGGCAGAGGUGUUAGUGGUGGUAUUGAGCAGAUUGCUGAAGAAGCUGCACAUCGUCCUGAUCCUGAAGAUUUAAGAGCUCAUGCUUCUGAGCUGACCCAAAGAUCACCUGAUAUCGAGAAUUAUGCAACUUCGUCAAGUCGAGGGACAGUUAGAAGAGUAAGUAGUGGUGAUCAUUUGCGUGUAAGUAAGUUUCAGAAGAGUAAGAACUAUGUGGAGGACACUGAAGAUAUGUCAUUCUCUGGAGGAACCAAUUCCAGCUCUGACAUUGAUGAAGUCUUCCCAAAGACUCAGAUUUGGGAAAGUUCUACAGAAGUUACUAGGACAUGCUCCUCAGAAACUGGGAAAGUUAAUGAUGAUUCAAGAUAUAAUUUUCCCAUUGAAAGCGUAGAGAGCAAGUCAUUUGUCAACAAAGUAAAAAACAGUCACUUGGAUGUUAUGAAUGAACCAUGGUGGCUGAAACUUCCAUAUGUUUUUGCUAUUUUUUUACGUAGAGGCUCUGAUGGUAAUGGUCCUAAAGGACUUUAUUCCUUGGACAUAAGCUCCUCGUCAGUCGAAGAGAAAGCUCCUUCCUAUACUAUUGCUUUCCAAGAUCGUGGGGAUGCAACAAAUUUUUGCUACAUAGUGAAGACCUUUUUUGAAGAUUUGGGUGAUGUUAGUGCUGACAUCGUUCCUCUCACAAUUAAAGUUCUCGCCCCUAUUUGGUGCAGCGGAGAUCAUGUCAAGUUGCUUAUGUUUACACUUCACAUCAAAUUCUUUGGUCUCAAAGAACAAAUUCAUCAGUUUCUGGUUUCCAGAAAAAAUUCCCUCCUCAGCGAAAUUUGAUUAAUUACCGACUGAUUAUGCCCCCAGAACAGAGAUCGGAGGCCAUUGCAUGAACUCUUAUGAUAUCUAGUUCCGAUGCAGCAGCAGUCUCCUCCUGUCUCAAACUGCUGUUUUUCCAGAGGUGCUGCUUUUUAUCUGCCUCUUACUUUAAGGAUUUACUAUGAAUCAAGCAAGUCGCAGGUGAUCGUUAUAGUUAUGUUGGAGCAUUAGCGAUCAAAUUGUAUUCGAAUUAAGGUUUUCGGAAUUUUGCAGGUAAAAAUUAGACAAAGAAUCUUGAGGCA
Molecule: messenger RNA, 2045 nt
Organism: Musa acuminata subsp. malaccensis (wild Malaysian banana)
Lineage: Eukaryota; Viridiplantae; Streptophyta; Magnoliopsida; Zingiberales; Musaceae
Source: RefSeq, a predicted model, not a curated record